AUGGAGUUAAACGAUCGAGUCUGUAGAAUGUGUUUAACAGCUUGGAACAACUUAUGCUCACUAUUUGAUUCGAGUAAAAAUCUAGACCUUUUAGCCAUUAUACGAAACACUGUAAGACUGGAGAUUGCGGAAGAUGAUGAAUUUUCAAAAAUGAUUUGCAAACAGUGCAUUUCGAGGUUGAAAACUAUCGAUGCGCAUGUAAAGUUGUUUCAGGAAUCGGAUCGUAAGCUUCGUUGCGCAAUUGAUGGGCGUCCAAAGCGAGCGGCGAAAACUUCGGUUUCUCAAGACUCGGAAGUUGAAUCUGCUGAAACGCAACAUUCGGUCGAUGCCAUGCACGAACCGAAGCUUGCCAAUGAUGACGCCAAGGCCAUGGACAAUAAAUCCACAAAACAAAUAGAAAACGCAGAUAUCAAUUCUAGUCGUAGAUCGGUUCGCAUUCGUACCCGGUUUGAACAUUCGGAAAAGCAUCAUGAAACGGAAAUGGAUAAUCGAGCAUCAACGAGAGUAGAAAUGAAUUGCCACAAUGAAUGCACGGAUAGCAGUACCGAGGCUGACCACCUAUUUACCUCAAGUCUGUCCCAAAAGUUAGAAACGAACCCAAUACAGCAGAAGCGAACAAUACACCAUAAUCGUCAAUCGAAACGAACAGCACAAAACAAAGCUGACCUUGGUGUACCGAUGCUGCACGAUUUCAAGUGUUACAUUUGUAGCAGUGAACCGUUAGGCUCUCGGAAAGCUUUGAUAGAACAUUUAGCAACCCACGUGGAUAAGGUUCCGUUCACCUGCAAGCAAUGCGUAAUGGAAACGAUCACUCUAACGCGUGUGCGUACUUUAAACACGCAUAUGAAGAUGCACGAACAACCAAUCAAGUGCGAUUACUGCGAUCGUCGCUAUAGUAACGCGGCGGGUAAAUAUUAUCACACGCACACGUACCAUUUAGCAGGCGGUGCUCCGUGUACCGUGAAUUGCAAGAUAUGCGGCAAGCAGUACGGUUCGCAGGCCGCACUCAAACAGCACAUGAAAUAUCACACCACUACGUUGAAAUGCAGCAAGUGUGACAUGGUAUUUAAUCACCCGAACAAGCUUCGUAACCACGAGCAUACGCACAAUGAGAACCGGGGCUACGAAUGUGUCGUUUGCAAGAAGGUACUGCAAACAAUCGAAUCGUACGACGUGCAUCUGAAGAAGCAUUCUCAGGAACGUAGCUACCAGUGUACACUCUGUCCGAAGAAGUUUAACACGUCCUUCAACCUAAUUCUUCAUCUCAAGGUGCAUGCGAAAAAUUACAAUUACCGGCCAGCCAAAUCAUGGGUAGAACACUACACGAUACUGAGUCGCGAUCCGCUGCAGUACAAGUGCAAUCACUGUGAGCGUUACAGCACCGGUAAGGUGAACAACAUGAUCUCGCAUCUGCAGGCCCACUUCAAGGAGUACGAGUGCGAUCAAUGUAAACGAUUGUUUGCAACGGCAAAACAGCUGCGAGCGCACUACACCACGCACACGGGCGAAAAGUCGGAAAUGUGUCAGCACUGUGGCAAAUGUUUUUCCACCAAGAACAAUCUGCGCAUCCAUUUAAAGUGCCACGAGCGUGAAAGUAACGGCACUGCUGAAAGCAGUGAACAGGCACGUGGGACGACACAAGACUGUCCUCCCGAACCGUGCAUAGAGAUCGAAGCAGUAUCGAACAGUACCAGUAUUAUCCAACACUUGGAUUAA
This is a messenger RNA of Anopheles maculipalpis, 1716 nucleotides long. Its product is annotated as zinc finger protein 37-like. NCBI's taxonomy places the organism in Eukaryota, Metazoa, Arthropoda, Insecta, Diptera, Culicidae. The coding region runs from base 1 to 1716 and encodes 571 amino acids. The transcript has 3 exons. The record is from RefSeq and is a predicted model, not a curated record. Gene Ontology annotation, molecular function: zinc ion binding. Gene Ontology annotation, cellular component: nucleus.